UUUAUUGUCGCGAAUUUUAAUGAAACAUGCCAGCUAUUAUAAAAAAUAAUGUUUUAAUAUAUGAAGGCUGCAAUUAUCUACGAUAUCGUUUAAUAUUGUCAACUUUAUCAGGCAAACCUGUGCGAAUUACAAAUAUCAGAAUUAAAGAUGAUGAUCCUGGGCUUAAAGAGUAUGAAGUCAGUUUUAUACGUUUAUUGGAUAAAAUUACGAACGGAACAAGGAUAGAAUUAAAUGAAACAGGAACCAAUUUGUUUUAUGGUCCCGGUUUGUUGAAUGGCGGUGAAUUAGAGCACGAUUGUAGCUUACAACGUGGUAUUGGCUAUUACUUAGAAGCAAUUGUAAUAUUAGCUCCAUUUUGUAAAAAUGCUGUUGAUGUAAAACUUAAAGGAAUCACUAAUAAUACAAUGGAUCCAUCUGUGGACAGAAUAAAAGUAGCUGCUGUGCCUAUACUAAAAAGAUUUUUGUUGGGUGAUAAUGAAAUUCUAUUUACUAUUAGUAAAAGAGGAGCUGCACCUUUAGGUGGUGGAGAAAUUCGUUUCAAGUGUCCUGUUAGUCGUAAUCUUAAAAGUAUUCAUUUUCAAAAUAGUGGAAUGGUAAAACGUGUAAGAGGUACUGCAUGCAGUAUACGUGUGUCUCCUGCUAUAGCUAAUCGAAUUGUGGAGUCUGCUAAAGGUGUACUGUUAAAGUUCUUACCAGAUGUCUACAUUCAUACAGAUCAUUGUAAAGGUGCAGCUAGUGGAAAAUCACCAGGCUUUGGAGUAACUUUAUCAGCUGAAACAACUACAGAUGUUGUUUUUGGUGCAGAAGCAUUUUCACCUCUCAUGAAAGCAGGUUCUUUACCUUGUGUACCAGAAGAUAUUGGUAAAGAAGCAGCUAUGAAAUUAGUUGAUGAAAUUUAUAGAAAUGGUUGUGUGGAUUCACCUUUUCAAUCUAUGACUGCAAUGUUUAUGGCAUUAGGCAAAAAAGAUGUUUCUAAAAUUGUAACAGGACCAUUAACACCAUCAAUGAUACAGUUUUUACGCGAUUUGAGAGAUUUCUUUGGAGUCGUUUUUAAAAUCGAAAAACUUAGAGAAGAUGAUGAGAUAUUAGAUCAAGUUGUUUUAACUUGUAUAGGUGUAGGAUAUUCUAAUAGGGGUAAACGGACGUUGUAA
This is a messenger RNA of Habropoda laboriosa, 1151 nucleotides long. RefSeq names its product probable RNA 3'-terminal phosphate cyclase-like protein (gene Rtc1). The record is from RefSeq and is a predicted model, not a curated record. Gene Ontology annotation, cellular component: nucleolus. Bases 27 to 1151 code for a protein of 374 amino acids. Gene Ontology annotation, molecular function: RNA endonuclease activity. The transcript has 7 exons. Gene Ontology annotation, biological process: endonucleolytic cleavage of tricistronic rRNA transcript (SSU-rRNA, 5.8S rRNA, LSU-rRNA); ribosome biogenesis. Lineage: Eukaryota; Metazoa; Arthropoda; Insecta; Hymenoptera; Apidae.